AUGGCGAACGAUGAUAUAGUCUGGAAUACCGACUCCAUCAAUGCUUUAAAAAUAUACAAAUAUAUAACUUGGACAAUUGGCACGUGGCCGCUACAGGAUGAAGGAAUAUUUGCGAUGAUUCGUUUUGGCAUAUCUUUCGUCUUAGAGUUCGGUACGUUAGUUUCCGUUCUGAUGGAAGUCCAGUUGAAUUGCGGGAACACCGAUGAGACUCUUGAUUUUCUUGGAGCUGCAGCGUCAACGUUCUCUGGUUUAAUGAAAUUAAUAUUCAUCAAGUUACAUCGAACGGAUUUACAGAGAAUUAUCUUGUCCGCGCUGAAGGAUUGGUCCUCGAUCAUUGCUAUUUCUUCGGUGAAGGAGAUAAUGUUAAAGUAUACGGAACGAGGCAAGUUGGUAUGCCGCGUACAAAUGGGCUUCGCACUGAUCAUAAUUUCAGCAAUGAUAUUAGAUGCAUUACCAAAAUCAGACUUAUCUCAGUCGGAUAAUGGCACUUUGAACGAAGAUAUCCUUAAACGGAUACCUUUAAGGACAAUGUGUCUUUUUGGCAAUAUAUCAACAUCAACUUAUUGGACAGUCUUCAUUUUACAGACGAUCCAAAUGUUGAAUGCUGUUUUCGUCGACACUGGAAAUGACGUUUUUUUCUUUGGAAUUGCUAUGCAUAUUUGCGGUCAGUUCGAUUCACUCAAAAUAUUUCAUAACGAAUUUAAAAUGUUGGAUGAAGAGAACCGUGUUCAUAAAAUCAAGGAAUUCAUUGAUAGGCACUCGCAUCUGUUGAAUCUUGCAAGACUACUCGAGAAUACCUAUAAUAAUAUUCUUUUGAUAAUUCUAAUGACAAGUGGAUUGCACAUUUGUUUAGCAGGUAAUACUAUUUUUUUAUGCUGAUAUAAGACUCAUUAAUG
Molecule: messenger RNA, 896 nt
Organism: Vespa crabro (European hornet)
Lineage: Eukaryota; Metazoa; Arthropoda; Insecta; Hymenoptera; Vespidae
Exons: 2
Coding region: 1-879 (292 amino acids)
Biological process (GO): sensory perception of smell; detection of chemical stimulus involved in sensory perception of smell
Cellular component (GO): plasma membrane
Molecular function (GO): olfactory receptor activity; odorant binding
Source: RefSeq, a predicted model, not a curated record